AUGCACUUCACCACUACCACCUUCGCCGCAGCUGCCCUGCUGGGAACUGCUUCCGCACUUCCUGGCAAGUUCCAGUUCGAGAAGCGUUCGGUCGCUGACUGCGAUGCCACCUACAAUGCUUGCCGCACCAAGUACUUGGCCAACAUGUCUACUUGCGCCUCAGAGUAUGCAUCGUGCCUUGGAUACAACCCUUUCACUGCCGCCGCCAGCCACACUGUACCUUUCCCUCUUGACUCUUCUUACCUCUACGGUCCCACUGGCUCUGUGUCCAGCAAGACCGGUGNNCUGUUGGGACUGGCGUCUUUGGAACUGGCCCGAUUGGAACUGGCUCCGUCAGCACUCCUACCACUUCUUCGGUCGUCGUCAAGCCUACAACCACNNACAGGAGAUGGAAGCACAAUCACCAAGACCUACACUAUCCCUGUUGAGGUUACCUCGACCAUUACAUCUUUCGUGCCUUGCUCGACUGCCGUCAUGUCGAACAGCGAGACCACCUUCUUCAGCACCUGGUUGACUGUUACAUACCUUACAACAACCUACAAGACCGUCACCACCAGCUGCGAGACCAUCUACCCUACCUCGACUGAGUCUGCUUCAGUCCAUGUUUCUGCUACUACCCUGCCCGGCACCACUCUUACUGGACAGGCUUCUGGCACUUGUGCUGGACCCGAGACUGUUUACGAGACUGUUGUUUCUUACGUGACCGUCUAUGGCGAUUCCAAGACCAAGAGCGCUGCCCCUGCCACCAAAACUCCUAUCCAGCCCGGCUCAACCCUCAGCUGGUCUCACACCGGCUCUGCCAGUGGUAUGGCCAAGCCUACUGGUUGGGUCAAGCCCUCCGGCUAUGCUAAGCCCUCAGGAUACUAG
This is a messenger RNA of Aureobasidium vineae, 867 nucleotides long. Lineage: Eukaryota; Fungi; Ascomycota; Dothideomycetes; Dothideales; Saccotheciaceae. The record is from the annotation of a GenBank genome assembly.